Uranotaenia lowii is the source of this 581-nucleotide messenger RNA. RefSeq names its product histone H2A. Gene Ontology annotation, molecular function: DNA binding; structural constituent of chromatin; protein heterodimerization activity. The record is from RefSeq and is a predicted model, not a curated record. The transcript has a single exon. Gene Ontology annotation, cellular component: nucleosome. Lineage: Eukaryota; Metazoa; Arthropoda; Insecta; Diptera; Culicidae. Bases 40 to 414 code for a protein of 124 amino acids.
UCGUUCUGUUAACUUCAUUCAAACCACCAUCUCAACAAAAUGUCUGGCCGUGGCAAAGGAGGAAAAGUGAAGGGAAAGGCAAAGUCCCGAUCAUCCCGUGCCGGACUUCAGUUUCCAGUAGGUCGUAUCCAUCGUCUGCUCCGCAAGGGCAACUAUGCUGAACGUGUUGGAGCAGGAGCUCCCGUCUAUCUGGCCGCCGUCAUGGAGUAUUUGGCUGCUGAAGUGCUGGAAUUGGCAGGAAACGCCGCUCGGGACAACAAAAAGACCCGUAUCAUCCCGCGUCAUCUGCAGCUGGCCAUCCGUAAUGACGAGGAGUUGAACAAACUGCUUUCGGGUGUGACAAUCGCUCAGGGAGGUGUUCUGCCCAAUAUCCAGGCCGUGCUGCUGCCCAAGAAGACUGAGAAGAAGGCUUAAGAUGAAUUCAACUCUACAACUCAAUCAAACCGUCCUUUUCAGGACGACAAAAUCAAUUUGUCAAAGAGUUAGUUGGAGUUUCAUUCGUUAUUAUAGUAGUAGUAGUAUUAGAUUUUUUCUUAUUUAAAUCCAUUUUGUUGCUUUACAAAGUUGGUGUUUUAAAAAUG